AAACUGUCUCUGUUAUUCUUUUUAACCUUUUGGCCCAAUGUUUGCACUUCAACCUGGAGUAACUCCGUUAUUAUUAUUAUAACAAUUUCACUUGAUUUCCCCCCUUUUUCAUUGAAUUUUUGACAUUUUAAUAUUUUGUCACAGUCAAAUGGAAAGCAAAAAGAGAGAAACGCUGAUUUAAAUGGAGGAGGGGGGGGGGGUCUGUCCACGGAGGGAAAAAAAAGAAAAAGAAAACUCCAUGUCGGGUUUUAUAGCCUUUCCCCUCAAAUUACCUUUAAUGUAAAAACGUAUAAAGCCGCCGCGCGCUGCCUCACUCCACGCAGAAGCGCACAAGGGGCCAAUCAGGCGCGAGGUGACGGCCCCUGAACACGUCCACGGCGAGGCAGCGCGAGUAACGGAGCGGAGAGAGAGACAGAGGAGAGAGAGAGAAGGGGGGAGAGGAGGGAGGAGUGACCGGCCCGGGUUCAAAGUUCUAACAGACUCACCGGCCUGAAGGGAAAGAAGAAGAAGAAGAAGAAGAGCGCGCGCGAGAGAGAGAGAGAGAGAGAGAGAGAGAGGGAGAGAGAGGGAGAGUGAGAGACUGACAGGCGCUGCCCGAAACUAGACGAACCAAAGCGACGACAUGAGCGGCCAGUUCGAGGAAGACAUCCACGACCGGGGCGAGAGGAAGAGCAGCAAGUCGCCGACGCUGCUCUCCUCUUACUGCAUCGAGAGCAUUCUGGGCCGCCGCAGCCCCUGUAAGGUCCGGCUGCUCGGGGCGCAGGGUCUGGCGGCUCUGACGGCUCUGCCCGGGAGAGGCGAGCUCGACAAGACGGCCGACGGGCCAACGAAAGACCCCCUGUCCCUCGGCGCGGACAUCCACCUGCCCCCGAAGCUCCGGCGGCUGUACGGACCCGGCGGGAAGUACCUGCACGAGCACGCGGUGAAGCUCGACCGGGAGCGGCUCCUCCUGGAGCAGGCCGGCGACGGCCUGAAAAUCAGCCAGGCGCCGCAGGUGAGCAUCAGCCGCAGCAAGUCGUACCGGGAGAACGCGUCGCUGAGCCGGGGGGAGGGCGACCAGAGCCCCGGGGGAGGCUCGGAGGACGGCCGCCUGGGGCUGGUGGAGCUCGGGCCGCUGAAGUUCGAGGAGGACGCGGCGGCGCCGGCGGCGAACAAGGAGGAGGAGAGCUGCGCAGACGCGACGGCGCUGUCCCCGAACAAGGACGAGGAGCGGGAGGGCUUGAACGCCGGGGAUGGGGACGUGAGGGACGGGGAGGAGAGCGUGUGCCUGUCGGCGGGCAGCGACUCGGAGGAAGGGAUGCUGAAACGCAAGCAGCGGAGAUACAGGACUACGUUCACCAGUUACCAGCUGGAGGAGCUGGAGAGGGCGUUCCAGAAGACACACUACCCCGACGUCUUCACCAGAGAAGAGCUCGCCAUGCGCCUAGAUCUCACCGAGGCCCGCGUUCAAGUGUGGUUUCAGAACCGCAGGGCCAAGUGGAGGAAGCGCGAGAAGGCCGGCGUGCAGGCCCACCCGUCGGGCAUGCCCUUCCCGGGCUCCCUGGCAGCGGGCCACCCCCUCAGCCACUACCUGGAGGGAGGUCCCUUCCCUCCCCACCACCACCCGGCCCUGGAGUCCGCCUGGACAGCCGCGGCAGCUGCGGCGGCCGCUUUCCCCGGCCUGGCCCCGCCGCCGCACAACGGUUCGGCAGCGCCCAUGGCCACCCCGCUCGGCCUGGGCACGUUCCUAGGCACGGCGGCCAUGUUUCGCCACCCUGCCUUCAUCGGACCCACUUUUGGCAGGCUCUUCUCCAGUAUGGGUCCCCUGACCAGUGCUUCCACCGCUGCGGCUCUCCUCCGCCAGCCCGCCCCUCCCGUGGAGAGCCCCCCCCACGCGGGGCCCGUCCUCCCCGACCACUCCGCUCCUUCCUCUGUCCCCACUUCUGCGGCCGCGGCGGACCGCAGGGCCUCCAGUAUUGCCGCGCUGCGCCUCAAGGCCAAGGAACACUCGGCUCAGCUCACCCAGCUCAACAUCCUGCCAGCCGGAGCCGCAGGGAAGGAGGUGUGCUGAACACUCAACGACAGCUCUAGCCCCCCCCCCAACCCAGGUUUAUGUCCCAUUCCAUUACAACCCCCCCUCGUCCCACUUCCAAAAAACCCAUUCAUACCUCUGGAGGAUGAUGUCCCCGAUGUCCCCUGUGUCCAACCGUCCCCGUUACCUCAUGUUUCCCCAACAAAAUAGCACGACCAAAUUCAAAAGAGCACUGGCACAGAAAAGUGUGUGUGUGUUUGUGUGUGUGUCUACUAAUUACAGCUAUUGUAACAUUGCUUUACACUCCAUCUUUUAAACAAUUACUAUAUUUUAAAAUCUUUUCAAUGUCUUGCCACAAAUUAAUUUAAAAAUAAAUUAAACUUGAAAAAAGGUUCUGUUGUAAGAUAUAUAAAUAUUUUUUUCACAAAAUGCUGUGCAAAAUGCACAGACAAUAAAUCACAAAUCCAACACAUCACCAAAGAACUUACUUGAGAAUUUUGAUCGUUCAGCUCCACCACAUAACUUUACUAAUUAUUAAGUUGUGAUUCACACACGGAACCUUAAGCCUUCUGUGAUACACAUGUUUGUACGAAUGUUGAAACCAACAUCAACCAACAACAUUAAUGCCCUAGUAUUAAUAAUUCAGUAUUAUAUUGUAGUCAAACUCUUAUAGGGGCAACUUUUUAAAAACCUGUUUAAGACGUUAAGUUCAGGUUUAUAAAUUAAAACAAUGUAAGUUAAUACACGGUGCCCAUAAUCAUUUUUAGGGAAAAUUUAGAAAUUUUAUUUGUAAGAAAUUAUUUCACAGUGCGAUGUGACUACUUUGACUUCAGUAAAUGGUCUGUCAUCUCUCUCUCACACACACACACACACACACACACACACACACACACACACACACACACACACACACACACACACACACACACACACACACACACACACACACACACACACACACACACACACACACACACACACACACACACACACACACACACAAGCAGAGCUGAAGAUCCGCACGGAAACCCUGAGACUUUUAAAAAAGGAUUCUUGUGCGAGCUCAAACGUGGAAGAACUUGAGUGCUCGACACUAAACACUGCUCCGUCUCGUUGUGCGUGCGUGGACAUGGGCUGAGCCAGUGUGCGUCUGUAGUAAAGGUGAGUCGGAGGAGGCCCCCCACACCCCCACCAGAACCAAAGGAAACCUUUCCAUAGACCAUCUAUAGCCUUCUCGACAAGCCUGACUGCUCUCUACUCUGCCCGCCUGCCCAACAGUAACACUCAGCAUCACACAUGCACACACACACGUGAGCAAAGUUGAGAGCUGAGAUAUGUCUCUAAAGAUGACGUGGCUGUGUGAAAGAGAACUGUACAUAUUGUGUAAUUUAAAAAAAACACCAGACAACAAAAAAGGAUGAUUUUCAAAACAAGGUCGUGUACAUUUGAAGGAGGCCGCGUUUUGACGAUUUGCACUCUGCGUAGUGUUUAAUGAAUGUUGCCCCUGUGUAGAGUUUCACCAUGUGUUGAAUUAUGAAUUAUUAGGGUUUCUAGACUAUUUUAUUUAUGUCAAAAACUGUCCCCCUGAGGAAAUGAUGAGUGAAGGGCAGGGGUUUUUCGUUUGUUUGUUUGUUUUCUUAUUAAGUGAUUGUAAGUUUCCUGGUUUAUAUUAAUGCUAAUUUGAAUAAAUAACAAAUGGUAAAAGGAGUUAUCUUUUUAUUAUUUCAAAUUCCUUUAGGACUGACGUACAGUCCCCUGAACCAGGAAAAAAUAAAGAAACAAUGUGAAAUAGAAUAUCAUAGAAACUAUUAAUAAAAGGUGUUAUGAAGAAAUUG
Molecule: messenger RNA, 3846 nt
Organism: Scophthalmus maximus (turbot)
Lineage: Eukaryota; Metazoa; Chordata; Actinopteri; Pleuronectiformes; Scophthalmidae
Gene: arxa
Product: aristaless related homeobox a
Exons: 5
Coding region: 623-2050 (475 amino acids)
Biological process (GO): regulation of transcription by RNA polymerase II
Molecular function (GO): RNA polymerase II transcription regulatory region sequence-specific DNA binding; DNA-binding transcription factor activity, RNA polymerase II-specific
Source: RefSeq, a predicted model, not a curated record